AUGAGAAGGAAGCCGAGCCUUAUAAAUGCUUUCUUAGUAGUUUCUGGGGUAAGUACAACAAGUAAGCUAACAUAUUUUUUAUUUUUUGGGGGGGCACAACAGGGGUAACGAAAAGUACCUUGAGGUAUAGUGGGUGUGAUUUUUUUUUCAAAUUUCAGUGAGUCUGUUAAUCUCUUCCAUAGAAGAGUUUUCCCCGGUACGAAGUCUGACAGUGUUUCUAGAAUUGUCAAAGUCUAGGAGUUGAUUUUGUUGCCGAAAGAUCUCGGUCAAAAGGCAGCCUGGAGUAGCGCAGAUUUUUCGCUCUGAGCGACAAAAAUCUUCACUUACACGAUCGCUGUUGUUUGGCAUAUGUUGUAAUUGUAAAGUAGACUCCCUGUCAUAUCUCAGUAAAGAACGUCGCCAAAAGAGAGAAUUGCUAUCUAAUGCAACAUUUUCUUAACAUUUAUAGCGUAUUAGAAUAAUCAAAACAAAAAUAAGGAGUGGUGAAGUUUUGGAGUUGGAUUCUCAGACAGCAAUCUUAGCGCCUCUCAAGUCUUGGAUUUUGAAUCAUUCCCCUAUAUAGCAUAAGAAUCCUACCAAAUAUUAUAACCCACGAAUAUUUUAAAUAUUCAGAAUUAUCUUAGUAUUUUUUCAAAACAUUCGUGGGCUCUUAGGAAAUCUAUUUCAAACUCUUAACAUGGAUGACAAUGAUAUUUAUCGUGUUUGCUUAUCAACAGGAGUUUUAACAGUAAUAAUUUCUCAAGUAAACAAACCUCCUCGUUUCUUUAAUUGCGACGCUGGAAUUCUAUUUUUUUAUUUUUUUAUUUUUGGAUUUCUUCAAUUCCUCUCUUACAUCCUAUUUCCAAAGAAAGUCUCUUGGAGUAUUGAAUUAAAUGAUUAUACUUAAGUUUUAAAGACUGUCACGGCUGAGAUAUUUUUUUACACGUUCAAUGACUGCAGGUGAUGACCUUUAUAAACAAUGGAACUUCAACCUCACUUCUCCUUGAAGCAACAAAAGUAACGAGUGGACCUAUUUAUGCAGGGUAAGAACUUGUCACUGAAGUACAACAGCGUUAGUGCAAAACUCAUUGUUGUCUUCGGACAACUUUUAAAACUAAAUGAAUAAUGAAAAGAUAAAACUUUACUUCACCUUUUUUUUUUCUUUUGCACUGAGUUACUUCGUUAAAAAUAGCAUUGAGAUCAACGUGUACAAUUCGACCUGAAAUUGUCUCUGAAACGAUAAUUAUAAACAAAUGUCCGUCACCAGCCUUCAAUUAAUGUGGGAGUUAAUUUGUUUCAUUUGUGGAAAAAAUGUUUGCAGUCUUCAAGACCAAAGUACCCAAAGUUUUGUUUACACUUGACAUUCUAAUCUAACCUUUUCACCCAAUGUUGAUAUUUCUAGUCUGUUUUCUACAAAUAAACUUCCUCAUUAAAUUUUACCAGAUAGAUUGAAAUACGUCGGUCGUAAUAGCAGUUUUCCAGAUUUGAAUAUUAUUGGAAAGCAAACCAAUUUUCAAUUGAAAAGUUAUGUAGAUUCAAGAAUGCUUAAUGAGUAAGGUAACGAAAAAGGACCAGUGUAUUUUUUCAAUCCCUAAAACCGAAAAAUUAUGAUAUUUAGGAUGAAAGUGCAUCUAGCUUUUUCAACCUUAAUCAUUCUUCAGUACAUUACACUGCAUUUCUGUUGUGGAAUUCGACUCUAAGCUGUUGUUCAAAAACUUUAUCUUCCUUUUCUUGUCUUGGUCUGCAGUUAUACAUAAUUUAUGUUUUUUUUCUUGUUUAUCAAUUUCGCUCUCAUGUUACGAGUAAUCGACAAACUAUAAUUGGUUUUUAAAUGCCGAGCCUACAAAUUUUAUAAAUAGAUUCAAAUUCAAAUCAGUUUAGGAUUAUGUAGGUGUAUCAUCGUAAGAAAUGUUUUUUUUCUGACCGAGCGAUAUUCAUGUCUAUAUUAAAACCAUGCGUUUUUGCUUUCGAAGAUGCGUAGUUAUCUUUACAACAAAUAAAAUUCUUUUAAAAAAGCCAGAACAUGUGGAUAAAAAAUUGAAUAGACGGAAGGGGAAAACUUCUGUUUAAACAGCUGUAAAUGUUGUAUACAGUCCGUAAUCUAAAAUUGUUUAUUCUUAGAAAUAAAAUCAUUGAGCUAAAUGUUUUUGAACGAGCCCAUGGUUGUAUUGCAUGUUGCAUCAGCAGAAAAGCCGUAGAAAGAGAAGUGAAAUCAUCAAAUAAGUUAUUUAGAUCGCACAUCCGGUGGAAGAAAAUUCUGGUAGGAGAUGCUUUUUUUCGUUCCUCUUGAAGCAGCUUUUGUUAUCAAAGCAAAGCCUUGAAAAGAAAUUAGAACAGCCAAAUACUAAGACUUCAUUAUAGUUCAAUCUUUUAUUUGUUUGCUAUAUCAUUCCCCCACAAAUAGCAAAACUGCAUAUAUCCAAGUCAACAUCACAAACCAAACCCCAGCAAUGGACAACACAACUGAAGUGGUUUUACUCUUCACGUUACCAAGCUACUUCAAGUACGAACAGUUCACCUCAAACGGAUCACGUCCUCCUAACAACGUCACCGUGACUCGUUCCGAUAAAUUUCUCUCCCUCACAAUGAAGGUAAUUUUAUAACACAUCAAUGAUGUCAACCACGGGAAGGUGGGGGGCGGGGGGGGGGGGAAUGGGGGAUACGCAAAAAUCAUAUAGCAUCCUUCCCAUAGGGGAUACUGUUAGUGGUAAAAUGCUACCGGUGCAUUUCCGUGUACGUCGAGGUCCUUUUGGCUAUCUCUCUUCGAUGACGAAGAGUUUCUUUUUAUUUCCGUUUAAUAAAACCUUCGCUGUUGAAGUUCAUUACCAACUUUAGAAUGGUACACUAGGAUAGUGGCUGGCUCAGGGCACGAUUGUUGUUGCUACGUGGAGACCGUUUUUUAUGGCUUCAUCCUAUCACAAGAUUAUUAUGUUACUUGGGCUGGUGAGAAGGAGAAGAAGGAGUCAAGAGGGAGUUAAACUGCAGUGCUCAUAACAGCCGAAAAAAAUCCAGUUUACAAGAUUUCCCGUCCAAUAUUCGUAUGGCAAUCUUACUGAUUUACCAAUUUCAUUUAUCUUUUGUUUGGAAAAGUUCAACGAGCUCUUGAUUACUGAGUACGUGGCUGUACAAGCAGCAUUUCAAUUGGAUCCGAGCAACAAUUUUCAUGACGACUUAUUUCAUCACGCACCAUGUAAAGUGAGCCUGCGAUACCAAGGUCACGACCAACGCAGCUGUGAAUCCACAAAUCACGAUGAUGUCAUGAUGGAGAUCCCUUUCUACAGUCCAGGUGAGCAGUUCGAAGGAAAUCUUCAACUGAGUAUAGAAAUUAAUCCAAGGCUGAAUUGGUUUUGCUGCACUGCGCUCUAGCAUAGAUCCUAGAAACGUCCUCUAUUCCACUGGCCAGUCGUAGCUUGGUAACAUACGUUUUUAAGCGCUUCAGGAAGUUGAUUUGCUUUGAGUUUUUAUUUGCUCCUUGCGACAUCCUCCUUCGCACUGAUUGGUCGUUAAGAUUGCUUUGGGAUUAGUUUUAUGACACUUGAUGGGUGAGACUGCUCUGAAAGUUAUCUCUAAAAACUUUGUAAUAUUUCGUUAUUUGCAGUUUGUGAAGGCUUUGGGUCAGUCGGUCUAUCAAGUGGAGAAGUAAAGGAUAGCCAAAUAGCAGCGUCUUCUAGUCGAAAGGAAACAUUUCUGUCAUACUCCGGAAGAAUAGGAGAUAGCUUCACGGGAUGGAUCCCAAAGAAGAGAUCAAAAAGAGAAUUUCAUACCCUGCAUUUCUUUCAAGUUGAUCUGAAAUUAGUCACUGGUAUUAAAAUGGUAAGAUACUAGCUGAGGCUAGGGAAGGUUAACUCUUGCAUUGUUCUCUUUGUUGUAUACCAUCAUUUAAAAUAGCUGAUACUCCGUGCAAAGAAUCUUAUUCAGUAGUGACAUGCUGCACUCCGCACUGCAAUCUGCAUGAUUUAAUUCUAAUAGUUUCGUUUCACUUUGUGUUUAUUUGUUUAUGUUGCUUACUUAUUCAUUUUGUAUAGCAUUCGCGUACCUGUUGUCUAGUAAGGAAUUAUGCUAUUAAAACCUAAAGUUGUCACGGUAAACUUUGUCACCAUUCUACAACAUCCUUGUACCAAGUUUUGUUGGCAUUGACGAUCGGAGAGACCACCCGCUGAAUUGAAUUAUGUUUUAUCUUUGUUUGUUUGUUUGUUUUUUAUUCAUUUUUCUCCGUUUUCAUUCUUUUUCUUUCAAUCUCUUUUCCCUUUUGGUUGAUGAAACGAUGUACGAAGAAAUCAUACGAUUCUUAUGCACACCAGAGAUCAUGUCCGAAAUCGUGACCCUAACCACGUUUUUAUGUUAUAGAGAGUAACCUAUCUUCUCGCAGAACGUCCUUUAAUGUGCUAAGAAUUUAAGCGAAGAGGCCGCCAUUUUGAAUUUGCUUAUUAGCCUGGCUGCUUUGCAGUCUCACUCCUCGCAUUGGUUUUCCCUGAUCUCCUUUAAGAUGCAUGGCCCUAAGGAAAGGUUAGGAUAAUAGCCACACGCUAAGAAGUCUGUUUGAUUUGUUUCUCAGGCCGCUAUCCAUGGAGUUGCUCGGGAAAUCCCACUCGAAAAGAUCUUUCUGGUCACCAGUGAAGAUGGAUUAGAGUGGAAACAGAGAAGACAUGCGAUUGAAACAGCGGUAUUCUGUUGUUUAUGUCGUUUAUGCCUCACUCUUAACACCAAAAAAACAUUACGAUAGCGGCUGGUAUGAUCAGCCUUCAGGAACACUUUUUUCUGUGCUCGUGAAAACCAUUGCAAAUGAUGCAUAGCAAGCAUACACACAUACUCACGCAUAUAUAUAUAUAAUAUACGAGUAGUUGACAUUAGCCAGAAGCGUUGCUAAAUCUGCGACUUAUUUGUUCUCACAAGAUUUAAAGCACUUCAGGAUUGUCAUUUAGUUUAUAAUAAUUGUUAUCCGAAUUUUGUUGGGCUGCGUUUAAAGGCUUCAAUUUGAAAAAAUAGUUCUAAAGUGAACCCUUAAUUACACGAAGAAGAGCUUUCUUCCGUUUUAUUUGAAAAGGUUGAUGGCAUCGACAGCGACACGGUUAUGGUCAUGAAAAGUUUAAAGUAUGAAACCUUCGCUCGUUUUGUCCGGAUUGUUCUUCCUCCCUUUGACAAGCGAAUGAAGGUUGGAGAAGAAAUGCCCGGUUACAAAGUCGAGUUAUUCCACUGUUUAAACACUGGAAGUGUCUGGCAUGGAAACACUGGUAUGAAGCGAAAGCUUUUUUUUGGUAGCUUUUACACACGAUAGUUGUGUUUGUUUGGUAUCACAAGUUUUUAGAAUAAUAGGAAUCCAAUACAGAUCCUCCCUUCACCCUGGCAUCCAUUCAUCCUGAUCCUUGCCAUGUGGUAGAGGCUGCUGAACGGUAGUGAGACGUUAAUGAGUGCUGGCCUGUAUCCACUUUAGGCCGGUAGUGGCGUAAGGGUCCCCUCCAUAAGCAAACAUUUAUUUUGUUCACCAAAUAGUCUCCGUUGUCUGUUUACAGACUAUCUUAUUGUCGAUAAAGCAAUCGACAUAAGAGCCACAAGGAAUAGAAAAUACUGCAGAGUACAGACCAAGUUAUUCAUCUCCAUUGCGCCCUCGUCUCCCCAGACCUCUGCCUUUGUGCGUACGGGGACGGAAAAAGCAUAAUCGUUUUGAAUUUCUCUUUCCAGUGCCUUCACCUAUUGGACUAGGGAUAGAAUCAGGUGCCAUCCCUGACAGCCAAUUUACGUCGACCUCUCAAUUGAGCCUAGAGUACGGAGCCCAGUUCUCGAGGCUGAACUCACGAACAGGUGGAGGGGCGUGGUGCGCUGCGUCAUGUGAUCCUUCUGUUUAUCUGCAGAUUGACUUGGGCCGAGUCCUUCUCAUUCGAGAGGUAAGACGGUACAUUACAAACCUUUGGUUUAUCUUAGAGCUAAGUUUAUCUUAAUAAAAUACCCUUGUCAUAAAGAGUUAUCUUCGAUUGGCCGUGGUUGUGUGCGCCGUAGUAUCACUCUUCGAUAGAGCAAGUUCCCGUUGUAAUGAUCGAAUGCUGUAAAUAUCUGAAGAGGUGUGAAUAAAAGGAGAAAGGAGGGAAUGGACUUGAAUUAAGAGCGAAAGCAAAGCCAGAACCACCAUGGAAAGUUCCAUGACCCAGCCUUUUGCUCUUCUAUGCUCUUCCUUGUGACUGACCAGCCAAUGUUAUUGAUGAUUUAUCGACAGUUGGACGUGCAAAGCAAACAUGACGAUUCAGGAGGUACAAAUACUGUGCUAUCAUUCUUUUUGGAACACAGUGCUGAUGGUUCAUCAUGGAAAUACUACAAGGCAAAUGGAGCAAACAAGGUACCCAUACAAAUUUGUAAUAAGUCAAGAGACAUUUUCUCACUAGCUAUUCAGAAAUUGAUAGCUUCAUACAAUAUCACCGUCGAAUCAAUCAUUAAAGUCAUGAGAAUAACGUAAUGGUCGCCAACUAAAGAGGCUCUUGAUUAUAAAAAAGGUUUUCCCGGUUCUAUGUGUGCUGAUUUUAGAGUGUAAACGGUUAAUGGAACAUUUGGAGGUUUUUUUAAAGUUGAAACAAACCGCUGCCCUUUGUUUUAGAAAUUUGCCUCUUUGUCUGACUUAGUGGCUCUUAUUAUGCUCUACAGCUCUUCUUGGGAAGCACCUUGAGAAAUCUAGCAAUUCGACACAAGCUCUUGAUUCCAGUCAACGCGCGAUUCGUUCGGUUUCGACCCAAGACCUGCAUCAACCAGGCGUGUAUGAGAGCGGAAUUAUACUUCUACCCAGACUUCGGUAAAUUUAAAUGCUAACUUUAACGAUUGUUACCGAUGCCUUAAUAGCAUUUUCAUAACAGAAACUUUUACGUCACUCCUAAGAGGCGCCAUCGUUUGUUUACAAUAUCAAACACAAUAUACAAAUACUUAGUCACUGCUACCUCUCAAAUAAUUUUGUUCCUUAAAUUCAUAUACCACUUAUGGGCAAAAAUAAGCCUGUUCAAUGUCUAUAGUAAAACACCAUACACGGGGGCAAGUUGGGAACAGUAACGUCUGCUUGUCUUGGUACAUUUCAGUAGGUCAAGAUGUUCCUGUCGUCUUUGGGCGAAGCUUUCUCCUAAAAGCCACAACUAGCACGUUAAUCGUUUGUAAAUCAGAAGUAAGGAGGUAUGUUUUAUUUGACGAGGUCUAAAACAGCUGCGACAUUAGCAUAAACGGUUAAGCUUGACAGAAUGCUCACACUAAAAGAAUUGGUUUAACUGGUUAAAAUGGUGAAUCAAGCUGAUUUGCUUCAACUGGAAAAUGUGCACAGACUAGCUGAAUUGGUUCAACUGGUUAAAACCGUCAAACUAGUUAAAAAGGUUAAGCUGGACAAAAUUCCCAGACCAGCAGAAUUGGUUCUACUGGUUAGAAUGGUGAAACAAGCCGAUUUACUUUAACUGUACAAAAUGCACUAACUAGCUCAAUUGGUUCAUUUGGUUGAAGUGCUGAAAUUAGCUGAGACGGUUUAACUGGGCAAUUAGCAUAAUCUAGCUGUUUAAAUUAAAAAUUCCUUGCCCCAAUUAGUAGACAAUAAUGUUGAUCAACCAGCUGCUUUUAAUCACAUUUUUCAUAAUUUGUUUUGAUGGCAAUGAAACACAUAGUUACAUGAUUAGGUCCAUUUUUUUCACAAACCAAUAAACCUUAGUUUCAUCUGAUAAUUCCAAGAAACAUUCAACCUGAACACCUUAUGAAUUUCUUUCAUCUCUUCAACUUUUAUUACCUGUAGAUCUGAACGACACUGUAAAUCAACCUCUGAUGGUGGAGGGACAUGGAAAGGUAUGUGAAUUAUAGCUAAAUCCUAGUCAUGAGUAAUAAGUCUUGUAAGAUCAUAAAUUUUGUAACGUAAGACCAGAACCAAGAAAAUGGUAAACUGUCAUUUAAUGAUGACUGUGCUAAGCCUGUUCAUCUUUCUCAGAGCUACCAAGAAACGUCUUGAAUGUCAUUGCCUAUGACCCAGUCGGCGAUACUCACUAUGGAGUCGCCACUAACAAAAAGACCUUCUUAAGAAACAAGCGUUCCCCAUUUAUGGAAUGGAUUGCAAUUUCAAACAACAUUUGGAGCAAAGUGAAGGAUUCUCCAACACUUGUCACAGCUACUGAAGUGCCCUUCAUGCCUGUGCUGGAAACAGCGGUGAAAGAUCCUUACGACGCCUUGACAUUGCCGGUUUCCAUCGCAUUUAUGCGGAAAAGAAGAUCCGCAGCAAGUAAUGAUAUGUGGGGAUGUAAGUAUCAGCUAAUAUUUCUUUUUAUUGUCUCAAAUUUUCAAUGGACAGGGGCAUUUGUGGGAUUUUUUAAAAAAAAAAGGGGGGGGAACAGGGUCACAGUGAAAUCAGGUACUUCCCUGACAGUCUUAUGUAUAAAGAUUAAAGUGAAAUUCUGUCGCUAUGUGUUGUUAACUUAAAGGAUAGAAUCAUCUCUCAAAGGAAGGGGAGUGACAGACACCCCAGGACCUCCGAACUACAUCUCUGGGGGUGACAGGCAUUAACAACCCCGGACCAUUUGGCUAAACCUCUUCGAUAAAUGGCGGGACUAAUUGCUUUUGUUUUAUAGUUAUAUUCGUGUAAUUUAGCAUGUUUGGCCUCGACGACACUUUCUGAAAACAGCAUAUUGCACCCAAAAGCCGAACUGAGAAGGCUAAAUUCGUGCACUGAAAAGAAUAAUAAUCAUGCCCACCAGUAUGAAAGAGGUCUUUAACGUCCAUCAAUCCCAUUUUUGUAGCAUCAUCAAGAGACGUCCUCUUCAAGGCGAGUGGUGCGACUGCAUGGAAGACAAUCCUCAGCUGGAUUGAUUAUCCUUAUGGUAAGACACAUUAUCCGGUAAAGCAAAGAUUUAAUAAUAAGGGGAGUGAUUGUAUCUUCUCUGAGUGGUCAACUCUUCAAACGAAACAAGGGUGGAGCGAAUGUGGUCUAUUGAGGGUGUAAUUACAACCAUAAAAUAGAGGAAUUAAAAUUGAGUGUAGAAGAAAAUCCUGGAUUACAUUGGUUUGGUUACUUUACUCAACGAUUGGUCCAGAAACCACAGAAUUCUCACUGGCUCCUCAGGGUAUUUCCUUUCCUCGGAUUGGCUAUUUUAAUUACUUUGGUUUUGAUUUUACGAAACUCAGCCAAAAAGCGCCCGAUACACUAAGAAAUCUCCGAUGACGAGGGAAUAUUACUUCUACCAAGAUCUCGAUGGUGCAUUUCUCAUUAAGAGUGAACUGCGUUUUGAGAAUGAAAUUGUGGCUCCCUUCCUCUAACAGACAUGAAGGUAGGCUGUCUCGGAUUACCAUGUGAGAGUGGCACAUGCGAAGUAAAACCAGAUGGAGGCUAUAAAUGUAAAUGCUUUCCAGGAUUUAAAGGACGCCAUUGCUUCCGAGGUAUACGUAAGAAUUUUAAUAGACCCGUUUUAUUGGCUUUCUCGUGACAAGGACAAACGAAUCAAAUAUCAAACCGACUGAAUGAUACAGCUAAGACUGAAAGCGAGAUUGAAAUAAAGGCCAAAGGUCAAACCUCAAGGCAUCCAUGUUCCUCGUGUCCGAAAAUCCAAUAUUAUGGAGCAUUCAUGACCCCUCAAUCAAGGAAAAUAUAUUAAUGUAGUUACAUAUGUCUUCUAUACCUGAAAUCUGAGAUUGACGAACGUCAAUCAGUCCAAACCUUUCUCCUUAAUGUUAUCACGAUGUAAAGGCGGGUAUAAUGAAAUUCUGCCUUGAUUCUUUUCCACAGAUAUUAAAGAAUGUAAUAGCAAUCCUUGCAAAAAUGGAGCUCAGUGUGAGGAUGAAGUGAACGGUUUUAGUUGUGCCUGUCUCCCCGGGUUCACAGGGAACCAAUGUGAAAUUGGUAACUAUGAGAGUUAUUUGCUGUCGGAGCCGCCAACCCUAUUAAAAGGCGAAGCCCUCUCAAUCCCCUCGUCCACUUCUUUACGAUUUGUUUCAUUAUGAUUUUGUCACUAAAAUAUGCUCUUACUGACAGCUAACUUGGAUUCCUAUGGAUAUGGCUUCUCCUUUGUUGACCUGCAUAAACUAGCAAAUAAAAGCAAAUUCAGGAACAAAAAUGAAGACUAAUCCAUGACCAAGUUAUAUCAGGUUUCCUUGAUAAAAGUUGGACCAAUCGCAACUCUACACAUGAUUGGCUAUCAACCAUAUGGUGAAGCUGAAUAGGCUACUGCGGUAACUCUUGCCAUUUAUAACGUGCGAAUGUUCAAGAUUCGUAACGGUAGUAAGGCUUGUCCCAUUUAUUCUCGGAAUAUUUUUAGCAACUUUUAGCGCUUGGAGCAACUGUGUGUGGUUCUAGCAACCAGGAGGAAUUUUUACCUUUCUCAGCAAUUUUGAGCAAAAUAUAUGUUUAGAGCACACAUCAGGCACGAAAAAGUCAAUUAUAUCAUGGAAAACCUUUUUUAUGCGAAUUUCUUGAAUGUUUAUAAACCUUUUGAACACAUAACCUGUCACUCGACAGUGUUUCGCGGGCCCAUUUGUGAUCCUUAGCUAAUCUUAUGAGAUGGUAAGACGUCAAAGGAACCAUGUGUUUUGUUCCGUUAGACUUGAGAGUUUCGUUAAAGUUCAUGAUUUCUUCCGAGCAAUUCUUUAAAACCAACUUUCAAGCUACUUUAUUUUUCUCCAUUGAUAUUAGCAAUUGUUGUGAAGAGAGAAACACACAGCCUUUAAUUCACGUUUAUCUUUACGUAUGAAGAAAUUUAGUUUGCAACUUUUUGGAUUUUUAGCAAUUUUUUAGAAACUUUUUGACGUUCCAACAUUUUAUGAGCACAAUUGGGUCAGGCCUAACUUUGAGGUACCUACCUUCAUCAUCACUUGUUCUAUAACUGAGUUUUUUCGCUUGCCCGCCUGUGCAUCACUGCAGUCACUGUAUAUAAACUAGUAUUCUAAUUCCAGACAAAAGCCAUUCAGAAAAAACACCAGUGCCCGGUCAGUCCGCUUAAAACAUUUUUAACCGUUUUGUUUUUGCUUUUUCUGCAAAUGUUUUUGGCGAAUAUUAUUUCAGAUAUUGAUGAGUGCGCCAAUAAUCCGUGUCUUGGCGGAGUCUGUAACGACCAUAUUAACAAUUACACGUGCAUCUGCAAUCCUGGGAAAACAGGCAAACACUGCGAGUUCGGUAAGUUUUAGUUGAUUGAAUUUGAAAUUAUUGCGGAAUCUUUAAGAAUGGAGAAGAUUAACUCAGAUUCCACAUGAAUCUGUGGAAAACACUUGACCUAAUGUUUCAAGAUAUAUGCCAGCCUCGAGGCAUUAUUCAGGCUUUAUACAGGAACUCGAGGUCGCAAUCAGUAAAUUUCAUCAUAUGAUCUAUAGAAAAAAUUGAUUUUUCAAAACUUCUAUUUUAAUUCCACUUUAAUCUACUCCAUUCUUUGCUAUUCAUCUUCCUGUUUGAUCUCUCGUGUUCCUUGAUGCUUGCAGUUGUCUAUCCAGGUAAAAAAUCAAAUGGCGCCUUGGUCUUCCUUCGUUUUCAUCGACCUCCACCCUCACCCUUCUCCGUCCGCUCCCCUCGACAACAGCAACCAGUCAAGAAAUCAACUUAGGGAUUUACCUUUUGGUUUCGGUGAUUUUUUCCUUAGCCUGAGCAAUAAGGCCUUAACGUCAUUUUUCUCUUGUUCUCCCCAAUGCAAAGAUACAACGUGUAUGAUCAGUAACCCGUGCCUAAACGGAGGAAAGUGUAACGCAACUUACGGUGGAGGAUAUACAUGUCAGUGUGAUGUCUUAUUUACUGGUGUUCAUUGUCAACUGGGUGAGUCUGACUGUCCUUAGUUAUGGUACAAAUAAAGAAAUGGUAGGUUCCCUAAGCUCAGUGUUAUAAGGGACCAGUAAUUUUUUAUCGCCUGGUGGGUGGGGCUGGGGGGUCGGGUGAUGUUUAGGGGGAUCACAUGGUUUUCAGAGGGAAAAGAGGGGGAUCAGUCGUCAUAGGGAUAUUACAGAUAUCCCUAUGGGGAGGAUCCUCCAGCCCCCCCCCUCCCCGCCCUUUUUUCCAGGUGUUAAAAAUUGUAACUGGUCCCUCAAAAUUCUGAGGUACCUGUGGUUUUGACAAAAAUACCUGCAAUUUAAAUGUCAAUAAAAUUCAUGUUUUCAAGUACUCAUUCCUUUCCUUUACCAUAAUUCACCUUUUUCAUAAGUACCAGAUGAAGUUGAAUUCGUCGCCGAAACCGGUUUUUUUGUGUGUAGGAUAGCAAAUCUUUUAAAUCUUUCAUUUAUAAUCCUGAAACUUUGAACCGAUGCCCCGCACUUUACCUCGCUUUACCAGCGUAAUCAUGAUCCCGGCGGGAUGUUCGUAGGACGCCGAAGGGGAAUAAUUCCCAAAUUUUUCGAGUUUCCUUCCAAAUUAUCAAGAAGGUUUUAGCCCGGAAAAUCGAUGGAAGGUGCAAUCUGUUGGUCUGACAAAAUCAUGUUAUCUAGCGGUUUAUCGAUAAAAUAAAUGAUAGGUUUUCGACCCACCAGAGCGCACAUAGUACUAUCGUGACCUUUGUUUUAUAUUUUCUCAUCAUCAGCACCAUUUAACUGCUGGAGGUCAACCAUAAGUAGCGAUUACCAAUCCUGGCCAAUCACAGACAAGUUCGACAAAAUUGCCUUUACGCUGAGCGCUGACCAUUACGUGCUAGGAGUAAGAGUCGGAUCGACUUUUCCAGAACGAGUUGACAUCACGGUAACUAUCAAGAUAACUCACUCUGACGGGGUUUUAAUCGUCACCAAAACCGUUCAACGUAGAUUCCCAGAUUGGACAAGUGACCCAAUUUACUUCGACCAGGCAGUUCUCCUGUCUGGUGGUCAGCAGUACAUAGCAGCUUCGCUUGUGGAGGCACCGUACUACGUUUCAUUACGAAAAUACGAAGAAGGGGAAUCCACGGUGCAGUGCAGUGGAUUGAUUGUCACCUUCUCCACAGUUUCAUCCGCAGAAUUUGCUGAUUCGAAUGGUUCCAACGUUUUAGAAGGACGAGUUCCAGCUCUGAUCCUGAGGUCUCCAUGA
Messenger RNA from Pocillopora meandrina, 12937 nucleotides. Lineage: Eukaryota; Metazoa; Cnidaria; Anthozoa; Scleractinia; Pocilloporidae. The record is from the annotation of a GenBank genome assembly.